AUGACCUCCCAACACUUCCCAGUAACCAUCCACUUCCUCUACAUAACCCUCGACUUCUGCCCCGACGUGGGGCCCGAUCCCUACCGGUACUGGCCCCGGCACUCCUCCACCGAGCUCUUGACGUUCUUCACGGGGGAAGACCCCAUCCUCAACGAUGUCAAUUUUUUGGUCGCGCAGCUGAGGUGGAACCUGAUCGAGUUUGACGAACGGAAUCUGCCCGCUGAUCGGGAGCAUAGGACGGGAGGUUGGAGGGAGAUAUUGAGGGACGCGGUGCUGGAUGGGAAGGUUAGGGAGGAUAUCCAUCCAACUGUUGAGGAUAUCAUAAGUGAUAUUGAAAAGGAGCAUGCCGAGGAGAUGGAGAGGCGGAAGUGGGAGUAUGAUGGCUGUAGGGCAGAGGUGCUCAGGUGGCAGGCGAAGACGGGGAGAAGGUUGGCGGUGCCGGGGCGAGAAAAGUAAAGAGAGCAAGAAGGUUUGAUCCUCGCAGCAGUUGAAUUCUCUACAGCAGGUCAACCAGAAUCAUCAAGGACAAAAGAAAAUCAAACCACCAUUCAAUCCUCCUGGCCAACUUAUUUGCUCCAGAUCAUGACCUCCAAAUUCCCAAAAUAUCUAGUAAUACAAGUAACGUCCGUCCAUCCGUCAAACGCUACAGUCUGAGAAGAGCCAAAACAGACAGGGAGGGUGAGUGUGCUCAAAUGCACAUGAUUACAUAUCAUUUCGCUGUGUAGAAGAACGUUUCAUUUACACCUUUGCCCCAACCAACCAACCAACCAACCAAACCAAGCCUCACAACCCCCUUUUACCUCUCUCUAUAGUGAGUGAGAAUGAAAAGCCCUUGUCCUAGCAGUUCCGCCAGUCCAUUUUGAACCGCCCUCCUGACUCUGGGUAAAGUGAUCGCUAUGUGCGUUUGAAACCAUGUUGUGGUUUUAUCUUUCCGACCCUAGGGGAAACCUGCCCAAAAAGAAGUUUGAUGAUACCUCCGCUAUGAACACCAGAAAAAAAAAAGAAAAAUUAUGUAGUCAAGAAAUAUGCGGGAACAUGACCCAAGAAGAAUGCAACUCUUAAAACAAGACAAUCAUACGCCACCCUCCGGCUUGGGAUCCUCGUGCUUAGCGGUGCUGCCCUUGCCACGCCACGUGCUGACGGCCUUGACUUCAGCCUUGUAGAUUUGUACCUCGGUGCCGUAGGCCCGCGGCGUCAGCUUCAUGAGCGUGUGAAGCGGUACUGGUACCCAGGGGCUUUCUUCUUGUGUCUUUUGCAUAAAGUAGGCAUAGAUGCAACGAAUGACGGCUUGGUGAGAAAUGAUGAGAAUGUCCUCGCUGCGCUCCAGUUCCAUGAUGAUGGGCUCGAGGCGGAUCACCACAUCCCGGUAGCUCUCACCGCCGCGGUAGCGGUAGUUGUACUUGUCUUCGUCGCGAGCCUGGAAAUCUUCAGGGUACAUGUCGGCGAUCUCCUGGUACGUCAUGCCGUCGCAGACACCAGCGUCCAGCUCGUCGAGCGCCUUCCAUUGUAAUUGGUUGUAGUGUUUUGGCAAGUGACGGGCCGUCGCAAUGGUGCGUUUCAGGGUCGACGUCCAGACCGUCAAAGGCCGGUCGC
Podospora pseudopauciseta is the source of this 1593-nucleotide messenger RNA. RefSeq lists its product as uncharacterized. The record is from RefSeq and is a predicted model, not a curated record. NCBI's taxonomy places the organism in Eukaryota, Fungi, Ascomycota, Sordariomycetes, Sordariales, Podosporaceae. The transcript has 3 exons. The coding region runs from base 1 to 456 and encodes 151 amino acids.